Paralichthys olivaceus (Japanese flounder) is the source of this 3284-nucleotide messenger RNA. The record is from RefSeq and is a predicted model, not a curated record. NCBI's taxonomy places the organism in Eukaryota, Metazoa, Chordata, Actinopteri, Pleuronectiformes, Paralichthyidae.
UAAUGGCAGUGAAUGGGUGAAGCACUGGGUGAAAGGAGGACACAACUAUUACUAUAACCUGCGGACGAAUGAGGGCACGUGGGUGGAGCCUGAUGGUUUCCUGCAGAACAACACGCAGCUCAACAAAGACAACAUCCAGUCUGUGGUUUCCGGGGUAACCACGGCCUACAACCGAGAGCAGCUGUGGUUGGCCAACGAGACUCUGAUUACCAAGCUGCAAGCUCGUUGUCGUGGUUACCUGGUGAGGAAUGGCCAGAAGGAGAGGAUGAACUUCCUUAAAUCUCAGGAUCCAGCUGUUACAAGCAUACAGGCUCACUGGAAAGGCUACAAACAGAGGAAGAAGUUCAAAGAUCGUAAACAGUAUCUGAAAGAUCAUUCUGAAGACGCUGUCAAAAUCCAGUCCAUGGUUCGGAUGCAUCAAGCUCGUAAAAAGUACAAGGAUCGUCUGAAGUACUUCCAAGAUCAUAUCAAUGAUGUGGUGAAGAUUCAGGCUUUCAUUCGGGCCAACAAGGCCAGGGACGACUACAAGACGCUGACCAGUGCUGAGGACCCUCCGAUGGCAGUGGUGAGGAAGUUCGUCCACCUGCUGGACCACAGCGACCAGGACUUCCAGGAGGAGCUGGAGCUGAUGCGGCUCCGCGAGGAGGUGGUCACCAACAUCCGCUCCAACCAGCAGCUGGAGAAUGACCUGAACCUGAUGGACAUCAAAAUCGGCCUGCUGGUGAAGAACAAGAUCACGCUGCAGGAGGUGGUGUCGCACAGCAAGAAGCUGACCAAGAAGAACAAGGGCCAGCUGUCCAACAUGAUGAUGAUGAACAAGCAGAGAGGAGGCCUGAAGGCGCUCAGCAAGGAGAAGAGGGUCAAACUGGAAGCUUACCAGUUCCUGUUCUACCUGUUACAGACCAACCCCACGUAUCUGGCCAAGCUCAUCUUCCAGAUGCCUCAGAACAAAUCCACAAAGUUCAUGGACUCUGUCAUCUUCACCCUGUACAACUACGCGUCCAACCAGAGAGAAGAGUACCUGCUGCUGAAGCUCUUCAAGACGGCCCUGCAGGAGGAGAUCAAGUCCAAAGUGGACCAGAUGAAGGAGAUUGUCACAGGAAACCCCACGGUCAUCAAGAUGGUGGUGAGUUUCCACCGAGGUGCACGAGGACAGAAUGCUCUGCGGCAGAUCCUGGCGCCGGUCAUCAAAGAGAUCAUGGAAGACAAAACGCUCAACAUCAAAACGGACCCGGUGGACAUCUACAAGAGCUGGGUGAACCAGAUGGAGACGCAGACGGGGGAGGCCAGUAAGCUGCCGUACGACGUGACUCCAGAGCAGGCGAUGGCCCACGACGAGGUGAGGACCAGACUGGAGGCAUCCAUCAAGAACAUGAAGACCAUCACUGACAAAUUCCUGUCGGCCAUCAUUGUGUCCGUGGAUAAAAUUCCGUACGGGAUGAGGUUCAUCUCCAAGGUGCUGAAGGACACGCUCCAUGAGAAGUUCCCCGACGCCACAGAGGACGAGCUGCUGAAGAUCGUGGGGAACCUCUUGUAUUACCGCUACAUGAACCCGGCCAUCGUGGCACCCGACGCCUUUGACAUCAUCGAGGUGUCAGCGGGCGGCCAGCUGACCACUGAGCAGAGACGCAACCUGGGCUCUGUCGCUAAGAUGCUGCAGCACGCCGCCUCCAAUAAGAUGUUCCUGGGGGACAACGCCCACCUCAAUCCCAUCAACGAGUAUCUCAGCGCCUCGUAUCAGAAGUUCAGGCGUUUCUUCCUGGCAGCGUGUGACGUUCCCUCGCUGGAAGACAAGUUCAACGUGGAUCAGUACUCCGACUUAGUCACCGUCACAAAGCCUGUCAUCUACAUCUCCAUCGGAGAGAUUAUCAACACUCACACACUGCUGCUGGACCAUCAGGACGCCAUCGCUCCAGAGCACAACGACCCGAUCCACGAGCUGCUGGAGGACCUGGGCGAGGUUCCCACGAUCGAGUCGCUCAUCGGUGAAAAUCCUCUUCCUUCUGGCGACCCCAGCAAAGAGCUGAUGGGGAAGACGGAGGUGUCUCUCACACUCGCCAACAAAUUUGACGUCCCUGGUGAGGCCAACACAGAGAUGGACGCCAAGACUCUGCUUCUGAACACCAAGAGGCUCAUCGUGGAUGUGAUCCGGUUCCAGCCUGGAGAGACUCUCACUGAGAUCCUGGAUUUGACAGCGAGUCCAGAACAGGAAGUAGAGUACCAGCGGGCCAUGCAGAGGAGGGCCAUCCGAGACGCCAAGACUCCAGAGAAGAUGAAGCAGGUCAAACCGGUGGUGGACGACAGCCUGACGCUGCUGGGGAAGAAAGACAAGAUCAGAAGCAACCUGCAGCGUCUGGCCGAGCUGGGGAAGGUUCACCCGGAGAACCGCUACCAGGACCUCAUCAAUGACAUCGCCAAGGACAUCAGAAAUCAGAGACGGUAUCGCCAGCGCAGAAAAGCCGAGCUGGUGAGACUCCAGCAGACAAACACGGCCCUGAAUUCAAAGUCUGCGUUUUACAACGUGCAGAUUGAUUCAUACAAUCAGUACAUCAAGACGUGUAUGGACAACCUGGCCAGCAAGGGCAAGUUGUCAAAGAAACCAGGCGACAACAAAGCCAAGAAGAGUAAACAGGUUUCACAGAAGUACACGGCCGCUCGACUCCAUGAGAAGGGCGUUCUGAUCGCCAUCGAGGAUCUGCAGCCCAACCAGUUCAAGAAUGUUAUUUUUGAGAUCUCACCAUCAGAGUCUGUCGGGGUGUUUGAUGUGAAGGCCAAACUCAUGGGUGUUCACUUGGAGACGUUACAGUUAGAAUAUCAGGACCUGCUCCAGCUGCAGUACGAGGGAGUGGCGGUGAUGAAGCUCUUCGAUCGCGCCACCAUCAACGUCAACCUGCUCAUUUUCCUGCUCAACAAGAAAUUUUAUGGGAAAUAGAGAAACGGGAGAAAAAGGCAACAGACACUGAUUGAAACCACAAAACCCACGAGGGUCGCUGAGCUCCUGCUUCCUGCAAUGUGCACUUCUCUUAUGUGCUAAUUUAUGUGCAUUAUUUUUAUUUUGUGCUGUAACUGGAGCGAGCAAACAGAAGCUUUCUAGAGUUUUCUUCCUCUUUCACAUCUGUAACUGCAGCUCAGCCACAGGUUUAAGAUUUGUAUCAUGUUUGCUUGUGCAUGGGCUUUGAAUAAUUAUAAAAAUGUAUGUUUUAUGUGAAGAGAUCAUGUUUUAUGUCUUUCUUAGUUGUGAGUUGAUCUGCUCAUCUCCUGAUAAACGUAUAUUUUCAUCCUGA